Zophobas morio is the source of this 1233-nucleotide messenger RNA. RefSeq lists its product as uncharacterized. The record is from RefSeq and is a predicted model, not a curated record. The transcript has 3 exons. NCBI's taxonomy places the organism in Eukaryota, Metazoa, Arthropoda, Insecta, Coleoptera, Tenebrionidae. Bases 1 to 1233 code for a protein of 410 amino acids.
AUGCCAGCGCCGUUCCCAUGGGCAGCCCCCACCAGCACUACAGGUGCCGUUCCCCGAGUCCAGUCCCCAGGUGCCCUGUCACGACCUGCCGUCCCGCUGGAACUUGCUCGUUCCGCCUCUGGAGAGGCCCCCAGGAGCCGACUCGACGAGCCAAGUACGUGGACGUACAGGGAACCGCCCCGUCUUUCCCCAUCGCCCUCACCAACAGCCACGAGACCAACUUGGCCGUCUCUGAGUCGAGAAUUUCGACCGCCACCACCGAAGCGUCCGUCUUUCGUGCCACCUCCGGCACCGACACAGCCCCGUCGAAGUCGCCACUCGGUCCAGUCAUGCUACGCACACCCGCGGGACACCCGUUGGGAAGCCCUGGACCUUGUGCGCAAGAGCCGUAUUCACUUCGACGGAGAGACCGACCCCAUGGCGUUUCUGGAGCGCGCCGAAGAACUCCAGGAACAUUUUGGCAUUUCACCGGACACGAUGCUCACCGUGCUGCCGGAAAUGCUCACCGAUAAGGCGGUGGAGUGGUACCGUAACAACCGGGCCCUCUGGUACUCCUGGGACGACUUCGUGGAGGAGUUCCGGGACUUCUACAUGCCGAAUUAUGAAGAAGUCCUGGAAGACCAGAUCGUCAACCGUCGCCAACGACCUGGAGAAGCCGGUCGAGAUUUCAUACAGGCCAUGCAAACCCUCACCCGCCGUUUGGGAGGGCAUUCCCCACAGGCCGUCCCUCGUCGCCUAGACUUCGAGAGAAUCGGGGAGUUGGUGAGGCUCAUAGAUGAGUAUGAGCAGUUCCAAACCGAAGUGAGGAGCCAUGCAACAGUCCCACCACCGAAUCGCGUCUCGACGACCACCCAGAUCCCGGCUACCAGGUAUGCUUACGCCCCGCCCCUAGGUCUGAAAACCGUCCCCUGCAACCGUCGUCCAGGCCCGUGCAACCACGUACGGCACCACCGCGAAGGCUGGAGACCAUCCGUCCCCCACCACCGUCGUCCAGGCCCAUGCAGCAGUCCACAGGCGCCACCGCCAACACCGGAACCACCGUCAAAUGAAGCCACCCCAACUGUUCUGCUCCAGGUGCGGCCGAAGCGGUAUAAUAUCCCGAGAGUGCCCCUGCGACCGAAGAAACGAGCGAGAAGUCUGCAUCAUGUCGAAGCCAUCCCAGCACCCGUCCAAGCCGUCGCAGCAGCCAUCCAAGCCGACUCCGUCGAUGGAAGCUCCCCUCAAGUUUCCUGA